Pedinophyceae sp. YPF-701 is the source of this 2577-nucleotide messenger RNA. The record is from the annotation of a GenBank genome assembly. NCBI's taxonomy places the organism in Eukaryota, Viridiplantae, Chlorophyta, Pedinophyceae.
AUGGCGAGCGAGGAGAACAAAGCGCUCUUCCGCUCGGCCCUGGAGGCGAUCGACAAGUGCGCGGAGCAAAUAAGAAGAUCUCGUGCGGCACAGGAAGCCAUCCCGCUGUUUGAGCCGUUUGCGGAGCGCACACGUACAAUACUGAGGUACCUCGUGGAGUCCGAAGAUGCCCGAGUGGACCAGUGCUCGCCGGAGCAUGUCAAACGACUGGUCGAGUCCCUCGGGCGCCUGGAGUACCAGCUAAACAAGGGGCCGCGAUGCAACGGCGGUGAUAUCACCCCGUUUCUGCCAGAGGCGAUCAAUUUGUUCCGCAAGGUCGCCAGCGAGGAGCUAUUCCUCUUCGUGGAUCACCUCUGGGCCGGUCGUCAGGACCAGAUUGACUUGGCGCACGCAACGUUCCGCCGUCUGACCGAGCAGCAGGGCGCGCAGCAGGAGCGGCUGGCGGCGGCGGAGGCGCGGGCGGCCGAGGAGCAGAGGAAGCUGCAGGAGCAGCUGGCGGCGACGGAGGCGCGGGUGGCGGAGCAGCUCGCUUCCGUGCAACAGCAAAUGAGCGCGACGGAGGCGCGGGUGGCGGAGCAACACACGGCGACGCAGGCGCAGAUGACGGCGAUGGAGGCGCGGCUGACGGAGCAGAUCCAGGCGCUCCGGGAGGAGCUGAGUGCUCGGGGGGCUGCCUCCACCUCCGGUGACGUAGCAAGCAAGACUGCUGCUUGCACGCAGCAGAGGGACGGGGCCUGGGAGCGGUGGCGCGAGCAGUGGCAGGGCCGCGUCAGCAGCGAGAUGUCGGUGCUGUGCGCGCGGCUCAUCGCGGACGAUCCCAAAGUGAGAAAGGUCAGCGCGGCGCAGUUGGGCCAUGUAGGGUUCUCGAUGGACUUCGACGACGUGCGGGCGCUGUGCGAGGCGCUACGGGCCAACACCACGGUUGAGGAGCUCGAUCUGUCCAUCCCCGAGGCCAGGGACGACCUGAAAGGGCAUGCUACGCGUGCCGUUGCAACAUCUGGCGCGCAGCUGAUCGGCGAGCUGGUGCUGCCCGUGCACCCGAAGCUGCGCGUAGUGUCGCUGGAGAACAACCUCAUCGGGCAGGGCGCGAUGCCGGCGAUCGCUGCGGGCGCCGCGAAGAGCCGCUCGCUGCGGGUGCUGCGGCUGGGAGGCAACAUGCUGGGCGCGGCGGGGGUGGCGGCGCUGACGCCGGCGCUGGUGGGGGAGAGCGCGCUGGAGGAGCUGGACCUGACGGGCGAGCUCAGCAUCGACGACGAGGCGGCGGGGCACAUCGCGGAGGCGCUGAAGUCGACGUCGGCAUGCGUCAAGGUUCUGUGUUUGUCCCGGACGGGCGUGAGGGAGGCGGGGGCCGCGGCGCUAGCUGCGGGGCUGAGAGACAACACCUCGCUGCGGGAGCUGGUGCUGGACGGCUGCGCGAUCGGCGACGGCGGCGUGGAGCACUUGGCGGCCGCUCUCGAGCACAACUCCUCGCUGCAGCUGCUCAGCCUCGACAACGUCAGCUCGAGUGCCAGGGGGGUGAAUUCUGUGGCUCGGAUGCUGAGGGCCGAUGCGUCGCUGCGGCACCUGCGGCUGACGCAGGUGUGGAUCUCCAGCAGCGAGGACGCAAAGUGCAUCAAGGAGCUCGCAGAUGCGAUACCGGCCAGCACUGCGCUUGAAGCCGUUCACUUCACGACAAGAACGAAUUCUUCUGAGCUCACGCAGCUCAUCGACACGUGGGAGCCCGUUGCUUCGGCUCUGCUGCUGUCGUCGGGGAGCAAGACCGCUGUUUCGAGCGUGAGCGCGAGCGCGUGCACCAACACGACGCAAUUCUUCAAGAAUGGCUCCGCGGGUACUCUCUUGGGUCUGCGGAGCCUGUCGCUGCACUGCCCGCCCAACCCCGCACUCUGCAGCGGCGUCGGGAAUCUCGCCGAUCUGUUGUGCGGCUGCCCGAACCUGACAACCCUGGAGAUUACGACUCCGAACAUCAACGAUCGUGUUGGAGCACCCGCGCCACUCCAGGAUCUUCAGACGGCCCUUGCGAGCCACCCGCUGGAGUCGCUCACGCUCUCAUGUGGCUGCUUGUCUGGAGGCGUCGUGGUCAACCUCGCAGGCAUCGUCGCCUCGAACUCCUCGCUGAGGAAGCUCUCCAUACGUGGGGUUCCCCUGAGGCAAAUUCGCAUGUCGGACUUGGGACCCCUUUUCUCCGCGCUGCAGAACAACACAUCCUUGAAGAUGUUUCAUUUUGAUCGCGGAAGCACGGAUAACAGCGGAUCUCACUAUCUUUCAUCAAUCUGCCGCAGUGUAUCCUCUCUGCUUGUUCACAACACCACCCUCACGGACCUGGCCCUACGGAACUUCGGGCUCCUGGGCGCAGAAGGUUCAGCACAGGUAGCUGCCAGCCUGCUGACCAACUCCACGCUCAGCACGCUCGACCUGACAAGCGGCGGCUACAGCGGCAUCAACUGCUUGGUGCCCGUGAUCCGGUCGAACCGCACGCUGUGCAAGCUGGUGCUCCGGGGCGCGCAUGCAAACGUGCAAUGCCUUUGGAGCGCAGCGUGCGGCUGCGGCCGAGCGGACGACCUGGAGAUCGUCCUGUGA